GCACAACACAUGAUUUUCCAGUUUUGUUUAUAUUUAUAAGACGUUCUCAAAAUAUUAAAAUAAAUGCGAUGCUACCGAGAUUAUUUAAAGCGGAUGACAUUCGCAAACACCAAAUAAAUACUUUAAAGAUAUUCAAUGAGAAUGUUACAGAAGUUAUUGAAAGUGAGGAGUAUGAUGUUCCUUUUAGUUCAGGAGGAAAUAACCUGUGCUUAAAAAUUUCUUUAGUAAAAGAAUUCCCUAGUGAGAAGCCUUUACUAAAAGUAGUUCCCUCAGUUAUUCAUCAUUGGAUAUCAGGGGAUGGAGAUAUCACUACAGCUCCUGGUUUACUCAAUUGGACAGUCCAUUCUGAUUUAGGAAGAGUUGUGCAAGCUAUCAUAAGGGAAUUCCAGAGGAAUCCACCUCCAUUAGUAAUUAGUCAUUCCAUAAAUAUGUCUCCUACAAGUCCAAUAAAUGGAGAAAUUAGAGCCAGUCCAGUAAAUUAUCAAACAUUUACAAACAUAAAGAAUUUCUCACCCCCCUCGCAUGCAACACAAUCUACUAGCUUUCAGAGUUUAGCAAUACCAGAUUUAUCUACUUUAAAUUUAGAAGAACUGAAAUUUUUAAGCGAGAAUCCAGAUAGACAAGAUGAAUUUAUAGAUGAGCUGCCACUGAUUAAAGAACAGAAUAAAGCAUUGGAUGAUAUAAUUCAACAGGUAGAAGAAAUGGCAGAAGGGAAUUUAUCUAGGGAAGACAAAUUACAGGAACUGCAAAAAUGUGUCGGCACUACAAUAGAAGAACUUGCUAAACUUGCCUUUGAAAAUGAAAGACUGCAUACCAUAUAUCAACAAUUAUAUGAUAAAUAUGCUCCAAGAAAUAUACAGGGACAGUUAAAAAUAGAGGCUGAAAAGGCGGAUAAAGAGAGUGAAAAAAUUGCAGAAUCUUUUUUAGGUGGCGAGACAGAUGUUGAUAAAUUUGUAAACGAUUUUAUUAGAAUUAAAACUUUAUCUCAAAGUCGAAAAACCAAAGAAGAAAAAUUAGGGCAGCAAUUGGAUAGAUUAGAAAAAGCUGGAUUUUAGAAUUUUGCAAUAAUCUAUUAUUAUGUAGGUAGAUUUUAUAAUAUAAAAUGUGAUAGAAUAUUUUGUUCGACUAAAUUAUUUUAAAAAUAAAAUAUAUAGAAUAA
Molecule: messenger RNA, 1159 nt
Organism: Diabrotica balteata
Lineage: Eukaryota; Metazoa; Arthropoda; Insecta; Coleoptera; Chrysomelidae
Source: the annotation of a GenBank genome assembly